AGAACAACCUGACCUGAUUCCUCUGUGGGCCUGCAGCACAGAGUCAGGGACAGAAAGCUAAAGUCAGCUAUACACUGAACUAAAGUUAAACAUCCAUCUGUGUACUGUCAUGGCCGAGAGAGCCGGUCAGACUGAUCAUGAAGAAGAAGAGGAGCAGGGAGAAGAUGCAAGCAUGCCUGAUGAUCCACAUGAAGAUGUGGAUCAGCAGCAUCAGACCCAGCCUGAAGAGGAGUCUGAGUGUCCGGGCUGUCAGUCUGUGGGCGUGCUGACGCUUCCCUGUGGACACAAACUGUGUCACAUGUGUAUCCAGGUGAGUCAGGAGGAGCUGGGUCAGACCGGCUGCACCAUCUGCUACGGAGCCGAGCUGAUGGACUCAGUACUCCACUCCCUCCUGGAGACCCUGUUCCAUGGGCAGCCCAGGAGACGCAGGCUCCCACCUGGAGCCGCAGAGGAGGGUGUGAUGGCGACGGGGGAUGGAGGGAAAGCUUGGGCCGUGGACAGAGAGGAGGUGUGUGUGCAGCAUGGAGAAAUGUUCAGUGUGUUCUGUCUGGAGGAAGAGGAGCUGAUCUGCCCGAACUGUGAGACGGACGAGAGGCAUGAAGAUCACCAGAGCUGCUCUGUACAGGACGCCGUCCUCGACUGUAAGAGAGAGCUGAGAUCUGCAGUCAGAAACCUCCAGGAGCAGUUAGAGAGUUUGACCUCCAUCAGACGAACCUGGGACGAAACUUCUGCUCACAUCAAGAGACAAUCGGUCCAAACGGCUCAGUUCUUAAGGGAGGAGUUUGAGAAGAUGCAUCAGUUCCUCAACGAGGAGGAGGCUGCUCUGAUGUCUCAGCUGAAACAGGAAGAGGAGGAGAAGAGUCAGAGGAUGAAAGAAAAGAUCGACAGGAUCAACGAUGACGUGGAAACGCUCACAAACAGUAUCAGAGACACGGAAGAGGCCAUGGGCUUGGAGGACCUCGUCUUUCUGAAGAACUACAAGAGGGCCUUUGAAAGAGCUCAGCACAAAGUGGAGGAGCCUGAAGAAGAAUCUGGAACCCUGCUUGAUGUGGCCAAACUCCAGAGCUGUGUGCAGCACCAAGUCUGGGACAAGAUGCAGAAGAUCAUCCAGUACUUUCCAGUGACCGUGGACCCGAACACAGGCUCUGUGUGUCUAGGUGUGUCUCCUGAGCUGUCCAGUGUGUUUGUGUGUGAGAAGCAGCCUCUCCCAGAAAACCCAGAGAGGUUUGUGAGUCCACAGAGCAUCCUGGGCUCGGAGGGCUUCAUCUCAGGGAGGCACAUCUGGGAGGUGGAGGUGGGAGACAACAGUCACUGGUCUCUGGGUGUAGCCAGUGAGACGGUCCACAGAAAAGACUGGUCCUCCUCUGAUCUUAACCCCAGUCCUGCCGUAGACUCAGACACAGACUCUGGUGGCGGCCUGUGGACUGUUUCCCUCUCCUCUGGGGAGUACCGGGCCUCUCCUGGCCGCAGCGCCCCCAUCACACUGAGGCGUAAGCCACGCAGAGUUAGGAUUCAGCUGGACUGGGAGAGAGGGUGUCUGACCUUCUCUGAUGCCAGUGAUAACACCCUGAUCCAUCGUUUUAAGCAGCAGUGGAGCGAUACGCUGAGACCAUACUUCUGCACCACCUGCUCCAAACACCCUCUGAAGAUCACAGCAGGGAAGGUGACCGUUACUGUAGAGUAGCAUCACACAGCCAGACCCUUAGAAGAAUGAUGGCUGUAUAAUAAUCUGACACUUGCUCAAUACACUAUGGGCCUGAGUAACAAAAGGAUUGCAGAGCUUUGGCACCAGCUAAACCUGUGCACAUUGUUUAAAAAAGACAGUGUCUAGGCUUUCAUGAUACCCAUAACUGCACUGCAUGACAAACAUCAUCUCUGAUGAGGUAUUUUUGUGCAGACAUUUGAGGAAAAAUUCUAUGCAAAUCUGCCUCAUUGCAAAAAUCAGCUAACUCCUUGUCACUCUGUUUGAUGCAUCAUUUUCUCUGAUGUCUAUCAAGAAUAACCAUCCAUCAGACUGUUUGGGAACCAGGAGAGAAGGUGUUUAAGUUUUGCUAAAAUUCAUUAAAGAGGACAUAUUAUCCCCCUUCUCCACCUUUUCAAACAGUCCCCUGUGGUCUAAAUGAAACAUCUGUGCUGUGCUUUGGUCAAAAUAUAACAUGAAUCAAGAAGCAGAGGAGGUUUGUGACCCUGUAUAAACCAGCUCUCUCAGAACGCUCCGUUUUGGUCUGUGUGUCUCUUUAAAUGCAAUGAACCCCCCUGAGUUUCCCGGUAGACACCACUCCUCUGUAGCGGGAAUAAAAAUGGCGGACCUGUGUAAA
Molecule: messenger RNA, 2318 nt
Organism: Labrus bergylta (ballan wrasse)
Lineage: Eukaryota; Metazoa; Chordata; Actinopteri; Labriformes; Labridae
Product: E3 ubiquitin-protein ligase TRIM35
Biological process (GO): protein ubiquitination
Cellular component (GO): cytoplasm
Molecular function (GO): ubiquitin protein ligase activity; zinc ion binding; protein binding
Source: RefSeq, a predicted model, not a curated record